CAAACAAGCCCUAAAGCUUAAACCCUAAAAGUCCAAUUCUUUCUUCUUCUUCAUCAUCUCCCUUUUUACUUACUUUCUCUCCGAUAGCCACCGCAGCUUCAAACCAUCAGCCGUAUUCGCCAUGGGAGCGAAAAGAAAAGCUCUGAAAUCAAAAGACGAAGCUGAAGAUAUGAUAGAAGAAGGAAGUAAGUCAGGUAGAACAAUGACUGACUCUACGGAGAAAGCAAGCGAGCAUAUACAACAACUAGAAAGACUUAAGGAAAAGGAUCCGGAGUUUUAUGAGUUUUUGAAAGAGCAUGAUAAUGAGCUUCUUAAUUUCGACAGUGAGGAUAUUGAUGAUGAGGAUGUUGAGGAAGAUGAUGAAGACUAUGAAACACAAGAUGAAGAAACUGAUGCAGAUGAACCUAAAGUGGAAAAGGGGAAAAAAUCAUCUACAAAUGUUAUAACAAGUGAAAUGGUUGAUUCUUGGUGUAAGUCAAUCAAAGAAAACAAAAGUUUAGGAGCAGUUCGUUCACUUAUGAAAGCUUUCCGUUUGGCCUGCCAUUAUGGUGAUGAUAGUGCUGAUAAUUCUAUGCCAAAGUUUAACACUAUGACUAGUAGUGUAUUCAAUAAAAUAAUGAUAGUUGUUUUUAGUGAAAUGGAUGGUAUUAUAAGAGGACUUUUUAAAUUCCAACCUACUGGUGGUAACAAGGAGGCAAUAUCAACCCUUGUGAACACUAAGGUGUGGAAGAAUUACAAUCAUUUGGUGAAAUCUUACCUUGGAAAUGCUCUACACGUGUUGAAUCAAAUGACUGAUACAGAAAUGAUAGCAUUCACCCUGAAACGUUUGAGAUGUUCAUCUGUGUUUUUGGCGGCUUUUCCUGCCUUUCUUAGGAAAUACAUCAAGGUUCUCCUACACUUCUGGGGUACAGGAGGAGGUGCAUUACCGAUUGUCUCAUUUCUAUUUUUACGAGAUUUAUGUAUCCAACUUGGCUCGGAUUGUUCAAAUGAGUGUAUCAAAGGGAUAUACAAGGCUUACGUAAUGAGCUGCCAAUUUGUGAAUGCUACAAAACUAGCACACAUCCAAUUUCUUGGAAAUUGUGUAAAUGAGCUCCUUGGAGUGGAUAUUCAGGAUGCAUAUCAACAUGCUUUUGUUUUCAUCAGGCAACUAGGGAUGAUCUUGCGUGAGGCGCUCACAAUGAAAACAAAGGAAGCCUUUCGGAAGGUUUACGAAUGGAAGUACAUUAAUUGCCUUGAACUAUGGACUGGAGCCAUCUGUGCAUAUGGGUCACAAGCAGAUUUUAAGCCACUAGCUUAUCCCCUAACACAAAUAAUUUGUGGGGUAGCCCGUUUGGUUCCCACUGCACGGUAUUUCCCUCUUAGAUUGCGAUGUAUCAGGAUGCUCAACCGAAUAGCUGCUUCAAUAGGUACAUUUUUACCUGUUUCUCUCCUCCUCAUAGACAUGCUGGAGAUGAAAGAACUGAAUAGACCCCCAACUGGAGGGGUGGGUAAAGCGGUUGAUUUACAAGCCGUACUGAAGGUAAGCAAACCUAUGCUCAAGACACGGUCGUUUCAAGAAGCAUGUGUUUUUUCUGUGAUUGAAGAAGUAGCUGAACAUUUAGCUCAAUGGAGUUAUUCAGUUGCAUUCUUUGAGUUAUCCUUCAUUCCUGUUGUGCGGCUUCGUAACUUCUGUAAAUCUACAAAAGUUGAGAGGUUUCGUCGAGAAAUGAAGCAACUUGUACAAGAGAUUGAGGCCAGUAUUGAAUAUACCAACCAAAAGAGAGCAUCGGUUAAAUUUAUGCUAAAUGAUGUUGCAGCUACAUCUUUUCUUGAGGAUGAAAAGAAGUCUGGAGUUAGCCCUCUGUCGCAGUAUGUUGUAACCCUUCGGGAAAGAGCUCAAGAAAGGCGUGACUCUCAGACAGAAUCCAGCAUCGUUAUGGGCACCCAAUCUUCUAGUUUUGGAAACAAGAUAAGGGAAACUGAUGAAGAGCUUGAAACCGAUGAUGGCAAUUCCGUCUUUAGCUCAACUUGGUUACCAAAAAAUAACCCUAAGACUAAGAAGGAUGAUGAGACAGCUCCUCCCAAAGAGGAGAAACAGAAGAAAAAGAAACAAUCUGGAAAGAAAACAGCUGUGGAUGUUGACAUUGUUGAGGAUUUGAUCCUAAGUUCAGACGACGAGGAUGAGGAUGUUAUGAAUGAUGAUGAAGAUAAUAUUUCGGAGGAGGAUAACUUUGAGGAACAGACAGAGAAACGGAAAUCACAGAAAAAGGAGCAGAAAUCGUCCUCGGGUGGCAAAUCAUUGAAAAGAAAAGGUAAGUUUAAUAAUAAGAACAAAUCUAGGAAACAGAAGAGAACAAAUUGAUUGAUUCUACCAGAUUUUGUGUUAUAUUUGAUACCACUUACUAGGGUAUCUGGACAAAGGUUCUUAGAGAAAACAAUUUUGCAAGAUAUUUUUUAUGUUCAUUCUGUAAUACAAGUUUUGGCUUUUAAACAAGACAUUUAUUUUUAGCAAA
Messenger RNA from Impatiens glandulifera, 2492 nucleotides. RefSeq names its product nucleolar complex-associated protein 2. Gene Ontology annotation, biological process: ribosomal large subunit biogenesis. NCBI's taxonomy places the organism in Eukaryota, Viridiplantae, Streptophyta, Magnoliopsida, Ericales, Balsaminaceae. Gene Ontology annotation, cellular component: Noc1p-Noc2p complex; nucleolus; Noc2p-Noc3p complex. The record is from RefSeq and is a predicted model, not a curated record. The transcript is spliced from 11 exons. The coding region runs from base 122 to 2341 and encodes 739 amino acids.